UUGUUUUCCUAUGUUUUCAGUCCUUCACUGACUUAUGAAGAGAUUGUGAAUCAGAGUUAUGACCGAUUGAAAUGCGAUUACGAAAACUGUGGCAAAAGUUUCUACACCCAAACCCGAUUGGAUUCACAUAUUAGGCGAAGACAUGCCGUCGAAGACAACACACAGUCCGGGGAACCGAUCGACAGAUCAUCUCAUGUCAGACACCAGUCAUUGAGUGCAGCACUCGGUGGCAGACAACAGAUCCCAACGAUUACUACUACUAGUCUUACAGUCCCGACAAUAACCACAACCACUACUACUUCCAGUGCCGACAGUCAAUGGCUGGACAUUAAGUAUAAUAAUCUCAUCACAUCAUCCGAUAUUAGAGACCAGUCCAAGAGUAGAGCACCCGAUGGCAGACAACAGAUGCAAGCAAUCACUACCACUGACCCAUCACUGACCACAAUCAUCACCACUUCCAGUCCCGACAGCCAAUCGAUGGAUAAUAAACGGGAUAAUGUUUGGGACUCUGAUAUUGAACUCAUUGGUAGAGUUCCGGCGUUCAAACGGCCCGCACGUAACCGAUCGCCCGUUGAUAUCAAACCAUCGCUCAUAGACUCCAUACCUCUGGUGUCGGAAACAGUAAACCAAUCGCCGAUUGACAUAAAGCCAGUGAUAAUAAGCACUAGCCCUCGGGAGUCGUCAACUGUCCAUAACUCACCAUUCAGUACGACAACUACUGGUGCCGGUAAUGAGCGCUCACAUGAGUUAGCGUCGGAUAUACACCGCUUUCCCGAAAGCAAUGCUAGUAAUGUGGAAACACCGGUGCCGUCGACGACCGCCACUACUAUCAGCGGUUCGGGCCCUACAGUGGCUUCCAGUGAGAGGCCAUACAAAUGCGAUAAAUGCGGUCAGAGUUACGGUCGCGACCGAGAGCUCAAACAACACCGGGAGCUCCGACACGGCGUACGCGAGUCCUACCCAUGCGAUCAAUGCGACCGCCAAUACGAGAAAGAGUCACAAUUGGCGGCACACAUGCGGCACAAUCACAGGGCGCGGGACCGUCGCUACCGGUGCCCAUACGCUCAGUGCGAGCGACGGUUUGAAUCGCCUGAGCUUCUCGAAGAGCACCGGCUCAGAGCCCACCGUCACUACCGAUGCGAUUACAAGCCCUGCGUCAUGACGUAUACCACCAGCCAUGGGCUACGCGCGCACCAGCAAUGGUGUUGGUAUCGAUCGGACUCACGGCGUACGCCUUCCAGGUCGUCGUCGCACAGGUCUACGGAUAGGAUUUAUCGGUGCAAUGUUUGCCCCGUAAAGUACACCACUAGGGCUUUACUCUACGAUCAUACAGAACGGGCCCACAAACGCCGGUCCGUAACACUCAAUCGGGGCCCAGUAGUGGAGAGUGAGAGCGCGGACCGCAGCGGACCAGUCAUUGACACAAACGGUAAAGAAGUGGCCGAUCGUCGCACCGCCGGAGAGGAGACACCGGCCGUCGUAUCGCACACUUCGGUGGCGGCGCCGCUCGAGACGGCCCACAAUAACAGCCAGAUUUCGGACUCAAUUGAAUUGAACGACAAGUCUGUGGUCACACCCGAUGUCACACAUCAGACAUCGACUGCGGGUCUCAAUAAUCAAUCACAA
Messenger RNA from Medioppia subpectinata, 1626 nucleotides. NCBI's taxonomy places the organism in Eukaryota, Metazoa, Arthropoda, Arachnida, Sarcoptiformes, Oppiidae. The record is from the annotation of a GenBank genome assembly.